AUGAAAUUAUUAUUUAGUAUUUUAAUUUCAAUUUUAUUAUUAUUGUCAUUAGUACAUAAUGAUAAUAUAGCUGUCAAUGCAAAGAAACAUCAUAGUAGAAAGCAUGACAAAAACAGUGAUCAACACGAACUAUUAAAACAAGAGUUGGUCGACAAGAAAUUGUCUGCCUCUUUCCAGACAUAUACCGUUUUUAGCGACUCUGCCAACGGAUAUCGGGUUGUCAAUGGCAAUCAAACCGGUGGCAUUGCAACUGCCAUCUAUUCUAAUCAAAUGGAAACUACCGGUUGGGGUUACCUCUCUGUUGAGACCUCUUCCAAUUUCCCCGAUUUGGUUCAAGCAUCGGCUGCUGGUUACCUCGAAGGUUACAUCACUUCCGAUAUGAUCUACCAAAACUGGUACAACAUGUAUGUCAAUGAAUACAAAUCAUUCAUCUCUGAUGCCGUAGUUAAUUGGGUUUCAUCAAAUAUUAAAUAUAUGGUACAAGAAAUUCAAAACAAUCCAAAUGAUCCAUUUUGGGUAAAUGUAAAUUUAAUUUACACUCAAACUCUUAGUUUAGUACAAGGUUAUCAAGCUGCCAACCAAGAUCCAAACCAAGAUUUACAAUUGAUUGAAUUCAUGUUGAUGAAUAUGGAUGGUGAUAUGAUUGAUCUUGCUCCAGCUCUCAAUAUUUCAUUUACCAACUUUUUAAGAAAGACUGGUCAUUGUUCUUCAUUGGUUAAAUUAUCCGAUGAUUUAACUGAUCUUUAUUCUGGACAUACAACAUGGUCAAGUUAUUAUGAAAUGGUUAGAAUGUUUAAGAUUUAUACAUUUUCAUUCUCUGAUGCUGCCGAAGCUGCAAGUAGAACUACCAUGUUUUCAUCGUACCCAGCCUCAUUGUCAUCGAUUGAUGAUUUCUAUCUCUUGGAUACUCGUAUCGUUGUCAUGGAAACCACCAAUGGUUUGAUGAACAAUAAUCUCUAUCCAUUGAUUACCACGUCGUCUGUUCUCAGUUGGAUCCGUGUUGUCAUUGCCAACAGAAUGGCUACCGACGGUAAUACCUGGUGUCAAGUCUUUUCCAUCCAAAACAGUGGUACCUACAACAACCAAUGGAUCGUUGUCGACUAUAACCGUUUCCAACCAGGUUAUGACGUCAAGGACGGUAUGGUCUACAUUCUCGAACAAAUCCCAGAGUACAUCGAGUAUGAUGAUGUCACCAACUUGGUUCGUACCGGAUACUGGCCAAGUUUCAACAUUCCCUACUUUGAAAACAUCUACAACAUGUCUGGUUUCAACGAGACUGGUCCACAAUUUGGCAACUUUUUCUCGUAUGCUGCCAAUCCACGUGGUAUGAUCUUCCGUCGCGAUGCCAACAAUGUCGACUCUUUCAAGGCAUUCAAGGCUCAACUCCGUUACAAUGACUGGAAAAAGGAUCCACUCUCCCUCGGUAACCCAGGCAAUGCCAUCAGCUCUCGGUUUGACCUUGUCACUAAAAACUCGAGCAACCCAUACCUCAAUCGCGAUGCUUUUGGUGGCAUCGACUCCAAGGUUGUCUCUCUCAAACACGUAGACUCGAUGUUGGUCGCCGCUCAAAGUGGUCCAUCUCACGAUCAACAAGAUCCAUUUGAUUGGAAAAAGGGUGAUUGGUCUUACACCCACGUUGGUAUGCCCGACAAGUGGGACUUUGAUUGGAUGACUAUGAGUCAACAAUCAAUGGCUAUUGAUAGAAAUUAA
Molecule: messenger RNA, 1710 nt
Organism: Cavenderia fasciculata
Lineage: Eukaryota; Evosea; Eumycetozoa; Acytosteliales; Cavenderiaceae
Gene: plbA
Product: phospholipase B
Exons: 3
Coding region: 1-1710 (569 amino acids)
Biological process (GO): phospholipid catabolic process
Cellular component (GO): extracellular region
Molecular function (GO): glycerophospholipase activity
Source: RefSeq, a predicted model, not a curated record